Molecule: messenger RNA, 750 nt
Organism: Aspergillus fumigatus Af293
Lineage: Eukaryota; Fungi; Ascomycota; Eurotiomycetes; Eurotiales; Aspergillaceae
Product: Zn(II)2Cys6 transcription factor
Biological process (GO): positive regulation of transcription by RNA polymerase II
Cellular component (GO): nucleus
Molecular function (GO): transcription cis-regulatory region binding; DNA-binding transcription factor activity
Source: RefSeq, a predicted model, not a curated record
AUGGUCCUCAAGGCAAUUCUAGCUCUCGCAGCCAGACUCGACGCCAUCCUAUCAGGCGCUAGCGACUGGGAAGCGGCCGAAUAUCACGGCCAAUGCUUGGAACUCUUGAUCGCUGCACUGGCGCAGCCGGAGGAUACCUACGAUGACAACCUCCUUAUCACAGUUGUGAUUCUACGCAUCUACGAGGAACUGGAAAGCAGCAACGACGAAAAGUACCAUUUGUUCGGCUCAAACCGUCUCCUCAACACCAUGUCCAGAUCGGCGUCAUCCGGGGGCCUAGCCGAAGCCGUGAGCUGGCAGUUCCUGCGGCAGGCGAUAUAUGCAUCUGUCGUCCAGUAUCAACCCAUGCAAUUGGACCUGGAGAACUAUGAGCGCUCGGCUGUCUUUCACCGGCGAGACGAUGCUGCGUAUGCCAAUGUCAUCAUCUACCUCUGUGCUCGGAUUCUUCAGGGCGGAGGAGCGUACACCCGUGGCAUGGACGAGGAGACAUGGCGUCAACUCUCCGAUAGCGUUGAGCAAUGGCAUCGAGAAAAGCCAGUCAGUUGGCAACCGUUGAAGUACAAGCCGGCGAACAUUGCGGAGAAUCGACCAUUUCCUGAGAUCUGGAUGAUGUCUCCGCCAGCAGUGGUCGGAAUGCAGUACUAUCACACCUCGUGUAUCUUUCUCACUCUGUCAAAUCGACACUGGCAAGCCGCUAGUGACUAUGAGCUGGCCCGUUUGCAGCGUGUAGUAGAGGUAAGAUUGUUCUGA